This is a messenger RNA of Amphiprion ocellaris (clown anemonefish), 2990 nucleotides long. RefSeq names its product ring finger protein 185 (gene rnf185). NCBI's taxonomy places the organism in Eukaryota, Metazoa, Chordata, Actinopteri, Pomacentridae. Bases 368 to 949 code for a protein of 193 amino acids. The transcript is spliced from 6 exons. Gene Ontology annotation, cellular component: endoplasmic reticulum. Gene Ontology annotation, molecular function: metal ion binding; ubiquitin-like protein conjugating enzyme binding; ubiquitin protein ligase activity. The record is from RefSeq and is a predicted model, not a curated record. Gene Ontology annotation, biological process: ubiquitin-dependent protein catabolic process.
CUCCACUACCGGUAAUUAAAGCUGCGGGUGUGUGAUGCAACCAGCUGUAAGGAUAUUAUCCCAACUCCUGUCAAUAAGUUUUAACUCUCACUUAAUGUCAGCUCUGCUUCUGAACGACGAGGUGUAUCGACGCUUGUAGACGCUUCGGUUUUCGUCGCGCUGCGUUCCGUUAAACGGCCACACGGUUAAACUGUCAGUUUUUUGCUAACAUUAGCAGCUCCAGAUGGACGUUAGCUCGGUUUGAUUUCACUCUGGUCUCUGAUCACCGCCCCUCCUCUCCUCAGGACCUCCUUAUGUGUACAUUUUGAGGCGCUGGGUGCCGGAGGAGUCACCCCCUUCCUCGUUUAGUGGAUCUAAGCUUGAAGAAAUGGCCACCGCUGCUCCCCCUCCGGCCGCUAGCUCCGCCGCGGCUGCCGACAACCCGAGUCCCGGAUCCAGCGGCUCGACGGCGGCCGACGGCGGCAACCAAGACAGCACCUUCGAGUGUAACAUUUGUCUGGACACCGCCAAGGAUGCGGUGAUCAGCCUGUGUGGCCACCUCUUCUGUUGGCCCUGUUUGCAUCAGUGGCUGGAGACCCGACCAAACAGACAAGUGUGUCCAGUUUGUAAAGCUGGAAUCAGCAGAGACAAAGUAAUCCCCUUGUAUGGGAGAGGAAGCACAGGACAACAAGACCCCAGAGAAAGAACACCCCCUCGACCACAAGGACAGAGGCCUGAGCCAGAAAACCGCGGUGGUUUCCAGGGAUUCGGCUUCGGAGAUGGGGGUUUCCAGAUGUCAUUUGGAAUCGGUGCCUUUCCAUUCGGUAUUUUCGCCACGGCUUUUAACAUCAACGAUGGACGACCUCCUCCAGCCGCUCCGGGGACACCGCAGCACAUGGACGAACAGUUUCUGUCUCGGCUCUUCCUGUUUGUCGCUCUGGUGAUCAUGUUUUGGCUGCUGAUUGCAUAAGAGCGUGGAAAGACGAUGCGUUAACCCGAAGGAUUUGUCAGAUUAAAAUGUUUUAUGAUUCUGCCUUCAUACUUUUUAAAAAAGUUUUCCUCUCCUUGGCACCAAGUCAUGUGAAGUUUGAAUGAAGCUGUUUUUUUUUUUUUUUUUAAUUAUUAACGAUAUCUGUUCUAAUUUAGGCUUUCACCAUGAGUCACAUAACACAGACACCUAGUGUGUACCAUCUUUCUCUUGAUUAUCUUAUGUGCAUAUCUGUUUGCGUUAUUAAUUUGAAAUACACACAGAAAACUUAAAGUGGGAGAGUGUGAUAGUGAGGCAGUUAUGAAUUUUAUGAUCUACACCUGUACUUUUAAUACUAAAAAUAUCCUCUGUGAAUAAAAGGCCUGUCCAUGUUAGACAAGCUGCAAAGAAACCCUCUAGUUUCUUACUUAUGUGCUGAAUAAUAGCAUGUGCUUUCUCCAUGUUGUCUUCUUUCUCCCACCAAGGCUGCAUCCCAAAUCACUCCCACAUUCACUCAUUCAAUACUCCCUUUAAUACAGACAUGCAAUAGUGAGCAUGAAUUAUAUAGAGAUUUCACAAUCAUCAUAAUUUUGAGUUGUCAGUGUCAGCUGUCGUGCUGCACAAAUGUAAUUUUCGCUUCUGUAAAGGGACUCAUUUUGGUUGUGGGAUUGUUAGCAGAAAGUAGUGGAUGUGUCGUGGACGCUCCCCUUUUUUGUGCAAAUUUGUGCAAGUUCUGAGGUCCCCAUAUAGUGAUUUGUGAGAGGAAAGGGCUCAGGGUAAAUGUACAGAGGUGGAAAAAAGUUUUAGUAUGCCCUUAAAGUUUUACACAAUCUCAUUAUCAGGAAAUAUUUAUGGAAAAAUCUUUUUUUGUGUUUCAAAAGGUGUGGCUGCAUUAGACAGACAUAAAUACAAAUGAUAUAUUUUUUUUUUUGUUUACAACAAAAACUAACAAGACUAAAUUCUACCAAAAUGACCCAAUGCUCAGUAUUUUAUUUUUAUGGAACCAAUUUUAAGUUUUUAAUGGCUUUUUUUAAGGAUUUGUUUAGUAUUAUGGCAGUGAUUGUAUGAAAAGAAAUUGCACUUGAAGAGUGAUUCUUAAUGCAGCAUACAUGUAAAUGUAUGGGAUGUCUGAAUUUUUUUUUUCCACCACUGUAGUGACUAUGUACAAGGGGAUGACAAAUUAAAGGAAAAAUCGUUGUUGGCUCCCAACCAGCUUUAAUGCACCUUAGCACUGAUUCUUUAAGACUGUAAAACUCUGCUGCAGGGAUGAAGCAGCAUUUUUCCCCUCAUUUGGUGUUUUGAUAAUGACCAAAAUCUCCCUUUAAAUGUUCAACUGAGUUGAGUUCAAAGCGACAGCAUAUGAUUGACAUCAUUUUCACACUCAUCAAACCACUCAGUUACUCCUCGUACACUAUUGACAUGAGCAUUGUCAUCCAAAGAGACGACUUCCAUCGGGAAGGAAAUAUUCCAUCAUAUAAUAAAGGUGACCGCUUAAAGCAACUUCGUAUUGAUUUGCAGCGAUCAUUUCAUGACACAGUGGAUCCAAACUAUGCAGGAAAAUUACCACAUCAUACCAAAGCCACCAAAUCCUCUCUCUGUAGGGGUCACCCAUUCAAUUUUUCCUUUAAUUUGUCACCUAUCUGUAGUAAACUGGGAGUGACUUUGGACUCAACCUUAAUGUACUAAGAAUGUGGGUUUUCCACCUAUUCAGAUGUACCUGAUUUUUAUAAAUCGAACAGCUCAAAGUUUCCAAAAAUCAAAGACAUCCUGAGGAAUCAAUAUACUGUCACACUGACAUUUUAUUUUAGAUGACACUGGAAAGAAAUGUGUUUAUGCAUGUAAGCAGUGGAAAGACUAAAUGUAUGAAACAGUGUUCCUUUCCAAACUGUAAAAGCUUUUAUUCUGCUCAAUUUACUGUUUUUCACUGUAAUUGAAUGUAAAAUACUGUAGAUUACAGAGUUAAAGUCAAGUUUGAUUCAUUGAACAUGAAGCAACUUUUCUAAAUGUCAAUUCACUCUAUUGACAGUAAAGCUAUGUAAAUGAA